GCCCCGGCGGGGGGAAGUGAAGUCAUACCUCAACCUCGAGACAAGCGGCCACUUUGUCCCUAUAGUCUCAAGCGUUGCAAUCGUCCCAUAGAGUCCCACAGUGUCCCACAGUCUGAUCAGUGUGACGCUGAUCCGACCCGGAGGUGUAGCAGCAGCUAUGGCUUCCGCCUCUCUCUCAUCUGCCACGUGUCCCUCGUCAUCCGCGGUCUUUAGCUGCCACCAUCUCUCUCCUUCUCACCCUCAUUUAGCGACAACGAAGUCUGUCAUUGUGCUGAGGACGGCUUUCGUUGACAACAACAUUUUGGUGUCCAAACGAUUUGGAGUACGUCAACAUCAACUUCUUCUGGUUAGCGAUGUCUCAGAGUGUCGUCGUGGUGGCCUAUUUAUAGGUCGUCGUGGUCUAUUUAUAGCCGCUAGCGAUGAGGCGGGUUCCGAGAGACGUAGUACUUAUCGAAAGGACGCGUAUGUGUCCUACACCACUGGCAAACGCUCGUCAAUUGUCACUUGGGAGAGUCAGAAAAUCUCCUCCUCCUCCUCCUCCUCCUCCUCCUCCUCCUCCUCCUCACACUCUUCCUCGUCUCCGUCUUCGUUCUCAUCGUCGUCAUCAUCUUCUUCUCCCAACUCCCCUGUGGCAGGGAGGACUAAUGCGAGGAGUAUGUCGUUGGUGUUCGUCGGAGCGGAAGCAGCACCGUGGUCGAAGGUCGGCGGGCUGGGAGAUGUCAUGGGCGCGCUUCCACCUGCUCUCGCAGCUCGGGGCCACCGAGUGAUGGCCAUCGCUCCACGGUACGAUCAAUACAAGGACGCUUGGGACACACAAUGCACCGUUGAGGUGGCCGUUGGAGGGAGGGUGGAGACCGUCCGAUUCUUCCAUCUGCGCAAGCGAGGUGUUGACCGGGUCUUCGUGGACCACCCACUCUUUCUGGAGAAGGUAUGGGGAGUGACGGGGCAGAAGAUCUAUGGUCAGACCGUCGGAGUGGAGUAUCCCGACAACCCGCUUCGCUUCGCCGUCUUCUGCCAGGUACGUAUAUGCAGCGAGGGUCCAGAUCAUCUUCCGGUCAUCAACUGGAUGAGGGCAGGAUUCGAGGAGUCGGAUCUGUUGUUGACUGUCAGUCCGACGUAUGCGAACGAGGCUGCCAGGGAGGAAGACAUAGGGGCUGGCCUAAGAGACAUUAUCUCAAGGAAGGGUAUGCUAGGAAUCAUGAACGGCGCAGAUGUCACUGAAUGGAGCCCCGUCAGUGACAAGCUCCUCGAUGUCAAGUACGAUAUCGAGUCGGUGCCAAUUGUUGCUUCAACCGGCGGUCUCAUGGAUUCUGUCCUUGAUGGUGUGACUGGCUUGCACAUGGGGAAGUUCAGCCUUACGCCCGAUCUUGAAACGGAGGACAUCAUGAAGGUCGUGGAAGCACUCAAACGAGCUGAAGAGGUGUAUAGAACACCAUCUCUUUUCACGAGGAUGGUUCUUGCGGGAAUGUCUCAAGAUCUGUCAUGGAAGGCACCGGCAAGGGCAUGGGAGCGGGCAUUACUCGGCCUUAAGGAGGAGGGAGGAAAGCGGAUAGAAAUGGACUCGGUGGAGAUCUUUCUAGGAGAGAGAGCGGAGAGGCAUCUUCCUGCGCGGGAAUGUUCGAAGGAGGUGCUGCCUGCAAGUGCCUAGUCAUCUCAACACAUCCCUUCUGUGCGACCAUCACGGUAGCCCUUUUAUAAUUAUGACCUUACGAACAAAAAACUGGGCCUCCCUGAAUGAACCUGGGGAAUGGGACAUACAGGUGCAGAUCAUGCAUCACUGCACAUCCGUAUGUCCCCUGUGUAUGUUGCAGUAGCUAUAUUCCGGAAAGAGCGCACACUGUCAGACGGAAUGGAAGUGCUUCCUGUGAAUGUCUACUGGUAGGUGGCAUCUCUACUAUCGUCCAUGCUCUGCGAUGGCUGCAGAAGCAUGUGGUUAAGGCCAUUUUUCUCAGAUGUUACACUGGUAAGGCCAUUUUUUUCUGCCUGUGCUGAGACAUUAUGAAGCUCAUCCCGCGUCCUUGAUACUAGUCGAUAGGGAGAAAAAACGACAGCAUGUAUGGAUCGUGCAGCCACCCGAUGACAAAAAAAUUCAUGCGACACACACGUUCAGAUGUCUGAACACUGUCAGGGGGAGUUGGAGAGGACGAUGCGGAGGCAGGGAAGAAGAGGAGGAAGAGGACGUCGAGAUGUAGAUAGAUGGAGAGGUGAUUGUACUAAGGUCUCCUGAACAGAAUAAACUGGACCAGGUUCGUACAUGUGUAAUUCCUUAAGUGAGGUGUGUGGUCAAUGGUGAGUCUCAACUUCGACAGAGCACAUGCUGGAAGUUGCAAUUUUGUGUCCUUCAACAAUUUUAGUGGGAGGUAGUGGGAAACUUAAAACAUUGGUAGAAUGUUGCGAUACUCAAGUGGGCUUCGAGUUCAAGGCUACUUGGCACUUGCAGUUCAAUUUCGCAAAAGAUGCAGUUUUGUGGACGUAGAGAAGGUAGCAAGGACGACCAUGUUGACGUACUAGAUAUAUCCUAGGAAUAGGAUACACACUCGGCAAUCCAACAGUACAUCUGGUGCGUGAGUCUAGGGGUCGAAGUUUGCGAGAACUAAAAUGUCUUUAAAGUGCUGACAAAGCCACAAAUUUGCUUCAGCAUUGGCAGAAAGCUUCAAGUUUGGAGAAAGGUGCAAGCUUGGAGAAAGGUGCAAGCUUUAUAGCAGUUGCCUUUUGUUUGACUUGAGUAGUGUCUUGAAAGUGCUGACGAAGCCACAUUGUCAAUUGAAAUUGCUUCAGCAUUGGCUGAAAGCUUCAAGCUUGCAGAAAGCCUGAGAAAGGUGCAAGCUUGCAAGCUUUGUAGCAGUCGCCUUGUGUUUACUUGAGUAAUGUCUUGAAAGUGCUGACGAAGCCACAGAUUGCUUCAGCAUUGGCAGGAAGCUUCAAGCUUGCAGAAAGGUGCAAGCUUUGUAGCAGUUUGGCUUUUAUUGACUUGAGUCACUUGACAGCAGCUAUGAACGGCUUUGCAGUUGGUAGGAAAGCUGCAGUUUUGUGGAAUUUACCACAUUGAAGUUCAUGGAAGUGAGUGAUACAUACCUGAGUAUGCAGCAGCUGCUUGGAAUUUGAAGAAAGGGGGGAGUUGAAGCAUUUUUUUACCCUAAUGAUAGUAGAAUGAUUAAGUGCCUCAGCAUUUGAUUAACAGUGGGAAGCUUUUAGCAUUUAUCUUUGGUGCCAAAUUGACAACUAAAAACCACCUUCGAGACUAGUUGCAGUUUUGCAGAAUUGAUCG
This is a messenger RNA of Chara braunii, 3268 nucleotides long. NCBI's taxonomy places the organism in Eukaryota, Viridiplantae, Streptophyta, Charophyceae, Charales, Characeae. The record is from the annotation of a GenBank genome assembly.